CCAAAACACAAGCCACCACAUAAAUAGGCGUGACUAUCGAUCUCGUGAUACAAGGAAAUAAAAGGUGCUGGGCGGCUGUCGUCGACUGUCACUUGGGAAACAGACGGAAACGCUUCAAACGCAGUGUCACACAUAAAAGAAAGAAACAUGGAUGUUCGGACUGGUUUCAUCGUCUUGUUCUGCCUGAUGGGCUUCACCUGCGCGGAGCCAGUGAAAUUCCUUGAUUGUGGCUCCUCUUCUGGCAAAGUGAGCCUAGUGGACAUUACCCCUUGUGCCAGUCAGCCAUGCCAGCUACGCAAAGGACAGUCCUACAGUGUCAAUGUGACAUUCAACAGUGCUGUGGAGAGCCAGACAAGCACAGCAGUGGUUCAUGGUGUUAUUGCUGGAAUUCCUGUGCCCUUCCCCAUUCCCAUUGAAGAUGGCUGCAAGUCUGGAAUCCAGUGUCCCAUCCAGAAGCAGCAAAUGUAUCAUUAUGUGAACGCUCUUCCUGUGAAGUCUGAGUAUCCUGCAAUAAAGCUGGUCGUGGAGUGGGAACUGAAAGAUGACCAGAAAAAAGAUCUGUUCUGCAUCCGGUUCCCAGUGCAGAUUGUGAGCUAAGCUACAGCUCCUCCUGACAAAUGUUUUGUUUUUUUUAAAAGGGAUUCAGCUUUGAGUAAACUUCAUGAGUCUAAUUGAUUCAAGUUAUGAUCUCAUUUUAGUCAUUCAUCAAAUAGAUUUUUUUAAGCUGUCUGUCACUAGUUCGCAAGACUUUGCCGCACUCUCACAUCUUGAAUCCUGCUGAAAUAAAUGAACGGCUGAUUUGCUGUGACCUCCCUAA
Molecule: messenger RNA, 817 nt
Organism: Centropristis striata (black sea bass)
Lineage: Eukaryota; Metazoa; Chordata; Actinopteri; Perciformes; Serranidae
Product: NPC intracellular cholesterol transporter 2-like
Exons: 5
Coding region: 148-597 (149 amino acids)
Biological process (GO): cholesterol efflux; intracellular cholesterol transport
Molecular function (GO): cholesterol binding
Source: RefSeq, a predicted model, not a curated record